Molecule: messenger RNA, 1927 nt
Organism: Boleophthalmus pectinirostris (great blue-spotted mudskipper)
Lineage: Eukaryota; Metazoa; Chordata; Actinopteri; Gobiiformes; Gobiidae
Gene: pde9aa
Product: phosphodiesterase 9aa
Exons: 19
Coding region: 238-1767 (509 amino acids)
Biological process (GO): cGMP catabolic process
Molecular function (GO): 3',5'-cyclic-GMP phosphodiesterase activity
Source: RefSeq, a predicted model, not a curated record
GACAGCACCGCUCCGACUGCGCGGCGGCGUCUGCGUGGCUUUUUGUGUGGGUUUUUUUUUGUUUGUUUUUUGUUGUUGUUGGCGGAGGGUCCACGGAGGGUCCACGGAGGGUCCACGGAGGGUCCACGGAGGGUCCACGGCGGAGCGGGGGGGCGGACGGUCAUGUGGUGUGGCCGCUGACGGUGCGUCGCUCCGGGGUCAGAAGUGCUGAGGAGCAGCGCGGCGCGGGGGACAGACAUGGGAUCCGCUUCCUCCUCGUACCGCGUCAUUUACCUGGACGUGGACGGACGCAUCCAGAAGGUGGUGUUCAGCAGAUACUGCAGCCCCUGUGACAUCAGAGAACUGUUCUGUACGGCUCUGGGACUGCCCAGGAACACCAACCUGUCCCUGCUGGACUCCACCGGGGCCAUGGUCUCCAUCGACCCCACCAUGCCCCACAACACGGAGAGGUCGGCGUACAAAGUGGUCCCUCUGGGCGGAGGACAGCUGGCAGAUAAGGAGGAGCUCUUCCAGAAUGUGCUGACUCAGGUGGCCGAGCAGUUCUCCAGAGCUUUUAAGAUCAACGAGUUGAAGACAGAAGUGACCAAUCGUCUGGCCAUGCUGGAGAAACGCGUGGAGUUGGAGGGGAUGAAGGUGGUGGAGAUCGAGAAGUGCAGAAAUGACAUAAAGAAGCUUCGUGAGGAGAUGGCGUCGCGGAGCACCAGUAACUUCCUGGAGGACAAUAAGAAGCUGACCCCGCGCAGAGACGUGCCUUCAUAUCCAAAGUACCAUCUGUCCAAGGAGACCGUGGAGGCCCUGAGGCUGCCCACGUUCGACGCCUGGCAGUGGGAGCCCAACGAGAUGCUGACCUGUCUGGAGCACAUGUACCACGACCUGGGUCUGGUCAAGGACUUCAACAUGAACCCCAUCACCCUCAAGCGCUGGCUGUUGUGUAUCCAUGACAACUACAGGAACAAUCCCUUCCACAACUUCAGGCACUGCUUCUGCGUCACACAGAUGAUGUACAGCAUGAUCUGCCUGUGCAACCUGCAGGAGAAGUUCACGCAGGUGGACAUUCUGAUCCUGAUGACGGCCGCUGUGUGUCACGACCUGGAUCACCCCGGAUUCAACAACACGUAUCAGAUAAACGCUCGCACUGAACUUGCCGUUCGUUAUAACGACAUUUCUCCUCUGGAGAAUCAUCACUGCGCCGUCGCCUUCCAGAUUUUCUCUCAGCCCGACUGCAACAUCUUCUCCAGCUUCGACCCCGAGGCCUUCAAGCAGAUCCGACAGGGGACCAUCACACUGAUCCUGGCCACAGACAUGGCUCGUCACGGAGAAAUCCUGGACUCCUUCAAACAGAAAGUCGACAGCUUUGAUUAUUCAGACGAAGAGCACGUCACCUGUCUCAAGAUGGUUCUGAUCAAAUGCUGCGACAUUUCCAACGAGGUCCGGCCCAUGGAGGUCGCAGAACCCUGGGUCGACUGUCUGCUCGAGGAGUACUUCAUGCAGAGUGAUCGGGAGAAGACGGAGGGUUUACCUGUGGCUCCGUUCAUGGAUCGAGACAAAGUGACGAAGCCGACGGCUCAGAUCGGAUUCAUCAAGUUUGUCCUGAUCCCCAUGUUCGAGACCGUCAUGAAGUUGUUUCCUCAGAUCGAGGAGGCGAUGGUUCAGCCGCUGCGAGAGUCCAGAGAUCGAUACGAAGAACUGAAACAGAUCGACGACGCCAUGAACGAGGUGCAGAAGAAGAAAAGCGAGAACCUCACCAUGGGAAGCAAGAAGAAGUGAGAGUGAUGAGCACAGUGAGUGUAGAUGGAGGACGUGCCUUGUGACCAGAGACCAGGACCAGGACCAGGACCAGACCUGUGCCCCUCCGGACCGACUCCGAACCGCCGCCUCAGGACCGUCGCCUCAGGGACCCUCCACCCGUUUGGUUUUUUACACUUUG